AUGACGGGCACGCGCGGCUCUCAUCACGCGGACAAUACGGACCUAUCGCAGUAUGUGUCUGGAAACCGAUCCGGUAGCAUAUUCACCUGCUCGCAUUACGGAAUUACUCCAGAGCGCGAAUACAAGAACAUUAUUACCGUUCAGCACGAUCAGAACAUGUUUGAAUACAGCCAGCCAGUCAAUCAAUGCCUCGUCCGUCUUCUUGGCUCUGAAGCGUAUCGCUGGCGAGGGGCAUAUGUGGGUCAUGGAUACAAGUACACUGUAGUGGUACACCCAGAUGAUUUAGACGAUACCGACGGCGAGGAGUUUGAUCAUCCUUUGGUUGCAUUGGAUCUGGAUACGACACGCCUGGGUCCUUUGGUUGCCUAUUUUUCAGAGCUGCUGCGUAGGGAGAGGGUGGCUAGGGCAUUUUGGGCACCUGCUGCCUAG
Molecule: messenger RNA, 429 nt
Organism: Bipolaris oryzae ATCC 44560
Lineage: Eukaryota; Fungi; Ascomycota; Dothideomycetes; Pleosporales; Pleosporaceae
Exons: 1
Coding region: 1-429 (142 amino acids)
Source: RefSeq, a predicted model, not a curated record